Parnassius apollo (apollo) is the source of this 477-nucleotide messenger RNA. The record is from the annotation of a GenBank genome assembly. NCBI's taxonomy places the organism in Eukaryota, Metazoa, Arthropoda, Insecta, Lepidoptera, Papilionidae.
AUGCAUCGCUUUUUUGCAGAGCUGGAGCCAUCUCUAUCCGUCACAUGGCAGAGUUAUAAUCUGUGCUAUUUGGUGACUAGAGACGUAUCUUUCUUCAUCGAAGAUGUGGGGGAUGCGGUGCCACUAGAUGCGCAACAAACUGCAUAUGUGGAUGCUGCCGUCAACAUUCCAUUUGUGGCUAAUUCAAACGAUGAUGGAAUAGUCUUCUACGAACUAGAGAAAAUGAGGAGUAUAUUGGAAGAGUCGAUGCUGGAAACGCGCAGCAUGCCUCUCGAAAAUCGACCGCGACUUCCCCGCAUAGCUCUUAGCAAGCGAAAUCGGGCUGUCGUGCGGGCUCUUAACCCAAUGCUGGUGACCUAUUUGGAAGCCAGCCGGGACCUUUGCGAGACGGAUUCAAUUCUUUUUUGGCGCCGCACUGGCAGUAUGCCGUAUUAUUGGCGCCAAACUUCCCCGUGGCUGGACGUGCUACUCAAAUAA